Messenger RNA from Gongylonema pulchrum, 492 nucleotides. The record is from the annotation of a GenBank genome assembly. NCBI's taxonomy places the organism in Eukaryota, Metazoa, Nematoda, Chromadorea, Rhabditida, Gongylonematidae.
GUCAAUCCUCCUACUGCUUAUCGUAUGUUAAAGGAUUUUGUUAAGCUAAAACCUGGUGACCUGAUUGUACAAAAUGGUGCCAAUUCUUCUGUCGGCAGAGCAGUUAUUCAGCUUGCCAAGAAUUGGGGUUUGCGAACUGUAAAUGUUAUUCGGGAACGACCAGAUUUCACAGAAGUUGCGAAUGAACUGAAAGCUCUUGGUGCCAAUGAGGUUUUCACCGAAAAACAACUGAAAGAAGCAAAGAUAUUUCAGGCACCAACAGGUCCGUUCAUUUUCAAAAACAUUCAACUUCGCGGAUUCUGGAUGAGUCAUUGGUAUACAAUGGAAGAGAACAAAGCAGAACGAGAUGUGAUGUUCAAGGAGCUCGCUGACUUGGUUCGAGAUGGCAAAUUUCGGCCGCCAAAUUUUGAUAAAUUCAAAUUGGAAGACUGGAAAAGUGCGAUAGCCAAUACUAUAAAUUCGGUCGAAAGGAAGCAAUUAUUUGUUCACUGA